GUUUUACGGUUGAUUCUGAGCAAUUUAAUACUCCAAUGUUUUAUGCACUUGCUCUCAAUCGAGUAUUCUGCAGACGUUUUUCACACACCUUAACGUGAUAGUUGUUGCAUCCAGGUCUGAUUUUGCUGCGUCUGAUAUACCUCAACGCAGAGAGACCUAAGCCCAGCCAUGCCUGAUCAUCUGUCAAACGGCGACACCAACAAUCAUACCAAUAGCAACAGCAAUGGCCAAAAUGGGCUGAACGACCAUGCUUCUGGCAGCGACUCAAAUAGAGUUUCAGGUGCGGCUCAUUUUGACUUAGAUGCCGUCGUUGUCGGCGCUGGAUUUGCAGGCAUCUAUCUUCUUCAUCAAUUGCGAAAGGAAGGUCUGAGAGUGAAGAUUGUUGAAGCUGGCCACGGUCUUGGUGGUGUUUGGUAUUGGAACUCUUACCCCGGAGCACGAACGGACACGCCAGUCCCCGCGUACUCUCUCAAUAUACCCGAAGUCUUCGAGACUUGGAAGUGGACGGAGGAGCAUCCUGGACAUGAAGAGCUCAAGGCAUACUUCCGCCAUAUCGAUAGCGUUCUCGACAUAUCAAGGGAUGUCGUCUACGGAGAGAGGCUGACAACGGCCACCUUUAACGAAGCCAUCGGGAAGUGGCAGUUGGAAUCAGACCAAGGAACUACUUUCACUGCCCAGUUCUUUUGCCCUUGCCUCGGGUUUGCUUCAAAAGCCUAUUUCCCUGACUGGCCGGGUUUACAAAACAACUUUCAAGGCCGUAUUCUUCACCCGAAUCUUUGGCCAUCCGAGGAUAUUGAUUUGCGGGAGAAGAAAGUGGUCGUUGUCGGCACUGGAGCAACCGGGAUCCAGAUCGCUCAAGAGGUCUCCCGCGAUGCAAAACAGCUGACAUGUUUUGUACGCACUCCCAAUCUAUCUUGGCCCUUGAUUCGAAGGAUUAUUUCGCCGGAACAGACCUUGAAAGAGCGUCCCCUGCUGAAAUACUGGCUCGGCGAGAAACGCUUUACCAACGUGGGAGGGUGGCUUUAUGAUUUAACAACUCGCGGAGUUAUGGACGAUACACCCGAGGAGCGAGAGGCUCGAUUGGAGGCUGACUAUCGAGAAGGCGGCUUGAAAUGGUGCUUCUGCUCCUACAACAACAUUUUGGGAACUCAAGAAGGAAACGACGAAGUGUAUAAGUUCUGGCGCCGCAAGACGCACGAGCGAAUGGCAGACAAGGAAAAGGCUGAGCUCCUGGCGCCGUUGAAGCCGCCCCAUCCGUUUGCUGGCAAACGGACGGCACUCGAGCAGGACUACUACGAACAGAUGGACAAGCCGAACGUCACUCUGGUAGAUGUGAAGAGCAAUCCUGUGGUAAAGGCAGUAUCCAAUGGUCUCGUCACGGCCGACGGCACCGUCCAUGAAGCCGAUAUCAUCAUCUUGGCCACAGGCUACGAUGCCGUGACUGGCGGGUUGAGACAGAUAUCUAUCACAGGGCUCAAUGGACUCUCGCUUGAGGAGAAGUGGAAGGACGCCACUCAUUCUUAUCUUGGCCUCAUGAUUUCCGGUAUGCCUAACAUGUUCUAUACCUAUGGUCCAUUGUCUCCCACCGCAUAUGCUACCGGGCCCGCUAUUGGUGAGUUGCAAGCGCACUGGAUUAUCGAUACGAUGAGGAAGAUGCGAGAACAAGGCCUGGCUAGAAUUGAUGCCACGGUCGAUGGAGAGCGCAAGUGGAGGGAAAAGGUCGACACCAUACACGCCUAUACUCUCAGGGAGCAUGUUGAGGGAAGUUGGUACCUUGGGUAAGUUUAACUUUCGAUUUCUCAUGAGCUGGAACUUGUGUUAACAAUAAUAAAGGCUAAACGUGCCUGGUAAGCGACGGGAAGUUCUGAUAUAUUCCGGCGGUCUCCCGAUGUAUAAAAUGGAGAUAAUGGACGCAAUUGUGCCGGACUGGAAAGGAUUUACUGUGAUUUGAUGCAGCAUCAGUCGUGUGAGAACUAGACAGCUAGAAUAAUCUCUGCAUAUAUCAGCA
Hymenoscyphus albidus is the source of this 2008-nucleotide messenger RNA. Lineage: Eukaryota; Fungi; Ascomycota; Leotiomycetes; Helotiales; Helotiaceae. The record is from the annotation of a GenBank genome assembly.